GUUCCAUCCAUUCCACAUUCGUACGGUGUGUACCCAUUGUCGAAUCCUCUGAGAUUUCAUCGUUCGUUUCAGUUCAGUUUACAUUUGAUAUCAUCUCCCGCAAGGCUCUCUACGUGUACGGUGCACAAAUAUUCGUUCAUAUACACAGCGUCGCAGUGUUGUUUAAUAAAAAGAAUAUUUUUUUUGAUGUAAAUUCAAAUAUUAUUGAGAAAAAUCUGUUGUUUCUACGUUGCUUUUAAGGAAAGCUGGGAAAAUUAAUUGAAUUUAUUGUAGAAAAAUUAAAAAAAGAAAGGGAAAAACAAACAUAGACGAGUUUUCAACGGAGCAGUUGUGACAAAGUUGUGUUUAAAUAGAAUAUUUGUUCCGUGUUUUCAUUUGAAUUUGGUCGAUUUGUAAGAGAAAAACCAUAUAAAUUGUGUGUUGAGCGAAAAAUCCAUACACAUAACUCUGUGAAAAUACACAUAUUGAACGUGUAGUACACUCGGUUUAUGUUACCAGUUUUUUUGUUAUAAAAAAAAAAUCGUUCGACGCAUUUUUACAUAAUAUUUGGAUUUUACCAUAAAGAUACAUUUUGCAAGAUGAAUAUCCUGUUGAUAUCGAUUUUCGCUGUUGCAUCACUAUCCAUUUUCCCAACGAAAACAAUGGGCACAACAGACGUGCAGCCAGAAGAACCACAUGCCUUGCCACUAGCAUCGGCAGCUGGUGUGAUUGCAACACAAAGUAAUGCUGGCGAAAUAUGGCAAGAGGACGAUCGAGAGGUGUUGAUACGAAACGAACGCGGGACCAAAAAUAAUAGUAACGGAUCCGGUAAGAAGGAGAAAGUUAAAAAAGUUAAAAAUGCAAAUGAAAAUACAAGCGAAAACACAAAAGUUGCCGAAUCGAAGCCGACUUGCAGAUACCUAAAGUCUCCAUGGAGCGAAUGUGAUCAAAAGACUAACACCCGCUCGAGAACACUGAAUUUGAAAAAGGGCGAAGAAGGCUGUGUUCAAACAAGAACCAUUCAGAAGAAAUGUAAAAAAGCCUGCCGAUACGAAAAGGGCACAUGGAGCGAAUGUGCAAACGGACAAACCUCACGAUCAGACAAACUUAAAUCAACCAGUGAUCCUACGUGCCAGGCUACCCGAGAAGUCAACAAAAACUGUAAUCCAGCGAAAGGAAAGGGCGAGAAAAAGGAACGCAAAAACGGCAAAACAGACAAAGGUCAGCGAAAGAGCCGUGCAUAAGCUGUUCAUCGAGGAACGAAUAGUCAUGGUCAUGUGUCUACUCAUGUACUUUCCUCUCCCUCAACAUAAUGAUUUUAAAGCAUUUUCUUUGUAAUAGAAUGUAAGUUUCGUUUUUAAAAUUAUUUAUUAAAAUGAAAGAAAAUGAAGAAAUGAAAUUAAUUUGAAAAAAAUUCUUUACCAGUUUAAAAUAAAAAUUUAAGGAAAAAAUAUAUUAGUACGAGUUCGUGCAAACUUGAUGUAGUUUUUAUUUCUGUUUUCUAAUUGUUUCUUUCUCUGUUUUCCUUCAACAUUUAUUUCUGUCAACAUCACCCACAUAAACUAAAAGGAAAUCAAUAAAAAUGCCAUCUUAAAUCAAAAAUUGUUUACGAAAUUGGAGAGCAUUAAACAAACAAAAAAAAAUAAUUUUUAAGAAUUUUUAUUUUUAAAUUUUAAUCAUUUUUUUUAAACGUGUAGGUAUUAUAAUAAAAUGAAUAGUAAAUAUUUGGUGUUAGACUUAAUAGAUAUUAUGAUACCUUUAAAACCUUUAAAAAAUGUAAUGAAACUAUUUACUUACUCUCAUCAAGAAAAAAAUUCAAAAACGAAAAGGGUUACUUCUUCUUCCUUACAGCCAAUAUUUCCACAAAAAAAACAUUUUUUAUAAAAUUGUCAAUCAUUGUUUUGGGUUGUUUCCUUUAAAUGUAGCAAAAUAAUCACAACAUUAACAUUCAAAUCUACAACGAGUUUUUUCGACGGUAAAUGUUUUACAAAAAAGGGUGAAGAUGAAGAAUUAAUUCAAAAAAAAAAUGGAUAAACAGAAAUAUAGAAUGAAUGAAAUAGUAGCUUACGUUGUUAAAUUAGGCUCCAUAAUUACCUACAUAUAUUGAACAUAAAGUAGAGUUUGUUGGAAAAUGGUUUUCAGGAAUAUUUUAAUGUUUUUUAACAAUUUAAUGAUAAAAUGAAUAAAAAUUUAAACAAAACGCAAAAUUUUUUGUUGUCAAAAUUUUAAAAAUUAAAUUUAAAAAAAUUGAUUUGCAGUAGAAUUAUGCGGUUAAUUUUAAACUGAUAUUCAUACCAGUUUACUAGCGUCUUUGCACAAAAAAAAACACAAUAUUUCAACUUAUAUACAUUUAGUGAAUGAAAAUUUAAAAAAAUAAA
This is a messenger RNA of Bradysia coprophila, 2357 nucleotides long. RefSeq names its product midkine and pleiotrophin 1 (gene miple1). Lineage: Eukaryota; Metazoa; Arthropoda; Insecta; Diptera; Sciaridae. Gene Ontology annotation, molecular function: growth factor activity; heparin binding. Gene Ontology annotation, biological process: mesoderm morphogenesis. Gene Ontology annotation, cellular component: extracellular region. The record is from RefSeq and is a predicted model, not a curated record.